CAGCAGCAGCAGGAGGAGCGGAGCAAGUGGAGGAAGAGGAGGCUGGGAGGGGCCCAUGGAGGGAGAGCGGGGCUCUCUCAGGAUCCUUACAGUCAUAAUGGAUGAUCUAAACCUGCACUACAGAUUUCUGAACUGGCGGAGGAGAAUCCGAGAGAUCCGAGAGGUGCGAGCUGUCCGUUACCAAGAACGGUUCAAACAUAUCCUUGUUGAUGGGGACAUACUAAGUUACCAUGGAAAUUCUGGGGAAGUUGGCUGCUACGUUGCUCCUCGCCCGCUGACCAAAGACAACAAUUAUUUUGAGGUGUCAAUUGUGGACAGCGGUGUGCGGGGGACCAUUGCAGUAGGGCUGGUGCCUCAGUACUAUAGCUUGGACCAUCAGCCUGGAUGGCUACCGGAUUCAGUUGCUUACCAUGCUGAUGAUGGCAAGCUUUACAACGGCCGAGCCAAAGGCCGUCAAUUUGGAACAAAAUGUAGUUCUGGGGACCGAAUCGGUUGUGGUAUUGAACCAGUGUCUUUCGAAGUCCAGACAGCCCAGAUAUUCUUCACCAAAAAUGGGAAGAGGGUGGGCUCGACUAUCAUGCCACUUUCCCCAGAGGGGCUCUUCCCAGCCGUGGGGAUGCACUCGCUGGGGGAAGAAGUCCGCCUCCAUCUCCAUGCAGAGCUUGGCAACGAGGAGGAAGAUGACAGCAUCAUGAUGGUGGACAGCUAUGAGGAUGAGUGGGGCCGACUGCAUGAUGUAAAAGUCUGCGGCACACUCCUGGAAUAUGUGGGGAAGGGGAAGAGCAUAAUUGAUGUGGGUCUAGCCCAAGCCCGACAGCCCCUGAGUACUAGGAGUCACUACUUUGAGGUGGAGAUCGUAGAUCCCGGAGAGAAAUGCUACAUUGCACUAGGCCUGGCUCGCAAGGACUACCCAAAAAAUCGGCAUCCUGGCUGGAGCAGGGGAUCAGUGGCCUACCAUGCAGGUUCCACAAGCAGACAUUUGGGUGGCUUCCACUGGAUGAGUCUCUCUUGAGGAAAAAUAACCACC
Sceloporus undulatus (fence lizard) is the source of this 1027-nucleotide messenger RNA. RefSeq names its product SPRY domain containing 3 (gene SPRYD3). Bases 56 to 1012 code for a protein of 318 amino acids. The record is from RefSeq and is a predicted model, not a curated record. Gene Ontology annotation, molecular function: protein binding. The transcript is spliced from 9 exons. NCBI's taxonomy places the organism in Eukaryota, Metazoa, Chordata, Lepidosauria, Squamata, Phrynosomatidae.